Nylanderia fulva is the source of this 586-nucleotide messenger RNA. RefSeq names its product blocked early in transport 5 (gene Bet5). The record is from RefSeq and is a predicted model, not a curated record. Gene Ontology annotation, biological process: endoplasmic reticulum to Golgi vesicle-mediated transport. Gene Ontology annotation, cellular component: TRAPP complex. NCBI's taxonomy places the organism in Eukaryota, Metazoa, Arthropoda, Insecta, Hymenoptera, Formicidae.
AGGUGUUUUCAUAUUUCAUGGUUUAAGGUUUAAGGUUAAGGAAGUGCUUUACUAAGCGGAGAAAAAUAAAUACUCGUCGAAACGUCAAAACAACGAUUGUGAGAAGCGAUUGUGAAACGAUUGUUGAUGAAUUUUUGCAUAAAAAAAGACAGUCAUGACAAUUCAUAACUUGUAUAUCUUUUCGAAAACUGGAAUGUUAUUGUACUAUGCUGAGUGGAACAGGUUAAAUAAAUCGGGGAUAACGAAAGAAGAGGAAGCAAAGUUGAUGUAUGGAAUGUUGUUUUCUAUAAAAUCGUUUGUGAGUAAAAUCUCACCGUUGGAUCCCAAGGAAGGAUUUUUGUAUUACAAGACAAGCAAAUAUACUCUUCAUUAUUUUGAAACACCAUCAGGUCUUAAAUUUGUUUUAAAUACUGAUAAUGCCAGUCAGAAUGUGAGAGAAUUAUUGCAACAAUUGUACAGAGAAGUAUAUUUGGAAUAUGUAGUAAAUCCACUCUGCCAAUUAAAUGAACCUAUACAAAGUGAAUUGUUUAAAAUAAAAGUAGAUGAAUUAUUUAAAAAAUCUCCUUUAUUUUUAAGAUCGAUAUAA